Tripterygium wilfordii is the source of this 1334-nucleotide messenger RNA. RefSeq names its product probable calcium-binding protein CML22. NCBI's taxonomy places the organism in Eukaryota, Viridiplantae, Streptophyta, Magnoliopsida, Celastrales, Celastraceae. The record is from RefSeq and is a predicted model, not a curated record. Gene Ontology annotation, molecular function: calcium ion binding. The transcript has 6 exons. The coding region runs from base 189 to 1001 and encodes 270 amino acids.
UCAUUGGCAUCUCGACUUUUGGAGAAAUACAUUCUAUUUUGCUUUAUUUAGUUUGUUUUGGGUUCAUUUUGUUUCUUUAUUCUUACUCGUACUUGCCACUAUUUUCCUUUCUCGGAAGAACCAGCUCCUUCCUCCUCGUCCUAUGAAAGAUUCGCAGGAAUGCAUUUUGGAAGGAGUGAAAUGAAGAAAUGAGCAGUGUCGAAAGGUGUAAGGUUUGCUCCUAUUUUGCUUGUAUUUCCGAACCCCUGCUGUUCUCAAGAUCUUGUCAAGGUACAUCUCAUCCUUGCCCUUCUCUGAAGUCCUUAUCCUACAAAAUGGGAGGCAUGUUCUGCCAUUGUGGUUCGGCUAACAAAUAUAGGAGGUUGGACGCAAAGCUUGAAAGAAAGAUCAUUGAACUCAAGACAAGUUCAUCAGGACAUAACAAGUUCAAAUCAAUCAAUGGCAUAAUAUUGAGGUUCCCUCAGUUCAGAGAGGGAUUGAAAAACAUAAAAGAUGUAUUUGAACAAUGUGAUGAAGAUGCUAAUGGUGUUAUUGACCAUGGAGAACUUAAAAGGUGCUUACAGAAGCUACAAGUCAAUCUCGAAGACAAGGAAGUUGAGGAUCUCUUUAACUCCUGUGACAUUGAUGAGAGUAAAGGGAUACAAUUCAAUGAGUUCAUAGUUCUUCUGUGUCUGAUCUAUCUCUUAGCGGAACCUUCCUCGUCUCCUGACUCUACAUCAAAGAUGGGUUCUCCACAGCUUGAGGCCACGUUUGACACUAUAGUCGAAGCAUUCUUGUUUCUUGAUAAGAAUGGCGAUGGAAAGCUAAACAAGAAAGAUAUGAUUAAGGCCAUGAAUGAAUCAUCUCCUUGGGAGAAAUCUCCCUCACACGUCACUGAGUCUCGAUUCAAAGAAAUGGACUGGGGCAGGAAAGGUAAUGUCAGUUUCAGGGAGUUCCUGUUUUCUUUUGUCGACUGGGUUGGAAUUCAUGCUGAUGAUGAAAUCCCUGUGACUGGAAGUUGAACAAAUGCAGAAGAGGACAAGUGAACUGGUAGUAGUCAAAUAAGAGGUAAGAUCGCUAAAUUUGUGUCUAUAUCUCUAAAGAUCCCUAGCUCACCAUUCAAAGAUGUAACCGUCGUUGAGGUUUAUGCCUUUUACAAGAUUUCUUGAAUUUCUUAUAGUAAAAACCUUUUUACAAUCCUUUGAAUUAAAGUUGGUUAUCAUAAACUUAUUCUGGACUGAUUUGUUUUACUCUUGUAAAAUUUACAUUUGGACAUCUUUGUGAGGAGUUGCUCAUAGCAGAGGAUAUGAUUGGAUUGAUAAAUAUAACAACCACUUUACAUCAUAGUUGCAAAA